AAAAACUCUUUUGUGAGAGGCACAGAAGAGGUAGAGGGGCAGCAGAAAAUCUGAACACUGGCGCUGAAUGCUCACAAAAAAAGGACCUACAAAUUCCAGCCUACAGUCUUGUUGCUCACUUUGGAUUAAUGAAAAGAGAUGACAAAGAGUAGGAAAAUGUGACAGUGCUGAAAACCUUCCGAGAAUUAUUGAAGCUGAAAAAGGGCGUACAUAAAAGACGAGUGAACAUCACCACUUUGGUAACAAAUCAACUGCAACCACCGAAGUCUAGGACAAGAAUGGACCGGACACUGACAUGGCAUAUGCUCCUGCUGGUCUUUUCCCUCAACACUGUCGUCUGGGCGUGUCCAAAUGGAUGCCUGUGUGAACAAGACAAAGUCCAAUGCAUUGGCAUGUCAGAAUUUCCAACGGGUCUGUCCUCAUCAACCAGUCAUUUUUUGUUUAUCAACUGCAGGUUUUACUUUCUGAAACCAGACGACCUGACCAGUUCCGCUAAUGCCCUUAGUGUGUUCAUAAUUAAAGAUAGUGUUUUGAAUGAAGUGCGCCCUGGCACAUUUGAUUCUACUCCAGACAUGGAUACAUUAGGUUUUAUAGGCACAGAACUUCAAGAUCUCCCAGAAACCUUGUUCCAAAAUCUUCUGAGGCUUAAUUUUUUGUUUCUGAGGAUGAACAAGCUCAAUGUCCUUCGUCCUGAGUGGUUUUCCCAGUUGACAGAGCUGAAAAAACUUGAGCUCAAUGAGAAUCUUUUCACAUCUGUACCUGUUGAAACCUUUCACUCUCUUACUAAGCUCAAUUACCUUUCACUUGCUUCAAACAAUAUCAGUCAACUCUCCAGAGAGACAUUUAGGGGUCUGUCUGAACUGAAAACAUUACGUCUUAAUAAAAACAUGCUACUAGAAUUCCCAACUGGCAGUUUCGAUGACCUUAUAAAUCUUGAGGAACUGUCCUUACAAGACAAUCUAAUCACUCACCUCGACCAUGAACUGUUCUCCAACACUCUGAAACUCCAAAAGCUAUUCCUCUCCCAAAACAGGCUCAAAUCUCUUCCACAAGGAAUCUUCUUACAGCUUCCCCUCCUUUCCCAGAUCUCCCUGUAUGAAAACCAGCUGGAAAGUCUGGGGCCAGGAGUUUUUGGGCCCAUGGCCCUGAAGGAGUUGUGGUUGUAUGACAACAAGCUCAGCCGUGUAGAUGAUGACACAUUCAGGAACCUCACCCAGUUACAUCUCCUGGUGCUUAGUCGCAACCAGAUCAGCAAUGUGUCCACAGGCGCAUUUAGAGGGUUGGAGCAGCUGGGAGAGAUAUCACUACACACCAAUCAGCUCAACACCUUGGAAGCUGGGACUUUUCAAGACCUCCCCCGCCUGGUCAACAUUUCCUUAGAGCACAACUUCAUCCAAUCUUUCCCCUCAGAUGUCCUCCAAGGCGUGAGCGAGCUGGGACAGAUAGACCUGCAUGACAACCGUCUUUCAAGCCUACCACAGGAGAGUCUAGAUGCUCUCAAUAUAGCAAAUGAAACACUCUUGCACAAGAACCCCUGGAUGUGUGACAAGGAUAUUCUGCCUCUCAGGAACUGGCUGAGACAGCACCCUCACAAGGUCAACCAAAGCCUUGUGGUGUGUGAAACUCCUGUUACUCUAAAAGGUAAGGGGAUAGUGUUGCUGACAGAUGAGGACCUAAUGCCUUUUGACUCUACUAAGGAACCCAUGUCAACAUCAACAGAGAAGAGGACGCAACCCAAUACACCUCCUGUCAGAAGAAGCACUUCCUCACCUGCUGUCAAGACCACACCCACCUCGGAAUAUGAAGAUGUCACCAGCAGUGGACAAGGAGACAAUGGAACAUUUUCUAAGGAUACUUCAAUCAUCCUAAUCAUCAUUGCUGUAAUUUCCAUAGUCAUCAUAACUGUCAUUGUAAGCUGUGUGUGCUGGAGGAGAAAGAAGAGGGGCAAGGGAAACAUAGACAACAGAAAUAAGAACUCUGUGCUGUAAAGGAGACCAAUCUUAAACCAAGGAAACUGCCCACUGGUUUGUCCUGGAAAUAUGGAUCAGUUGAUAGUAGAACCUGGAAGGCAACACUAGUAAUUACUGCAGUUCCAUUUGAACUAACCAACUGCUUUGCUUUUAAAUUCAUUAGCUUUCAAUUACUAUUUUCAAAUGUGCUAUAAGAAGAAAAAAGACACCUCAAUGUACUAUCUUGUGGAAACACUUGGAGUGACUCUAAACUAUGCCCUUGAUUUUCAGUACUAAUAAUAUGUCAGUUUCACUAUACAUAUACAAAAUUAAAAUUGCAAUUUUGAGUCCGCUGUAACACAAUUCAGUGCAAUAUGCUUCUGUACAUUGAAUAAAGACACAGCUUUUAGUGUGAGCAUUCUUCAUUGUGUUUAUUAUCAACUGAAUUUCACUGUUUCUGAUAAGAAUGAAAGCAUUAAAACAUUACCACCCUUAACCUGA
Molecule: messenger RNA, 2450 nt
Organism: Mugil cephalus (flathead mullet)
Lineage: Eukaryota; Metazoa; Chordata; Actinopteri; Mugiliformes; Mugilidae
Gene: lrrc15
Product: leucine rich repeat containing 15
Exons: 2
Coding region: 279-1988 (569 amino acids)
Molecular function (GO): protein binding
Source: RefSeq, a predicted model, not a curated record